Molecule: messenger RNA, 1008 nt
Organism: Symbiodinium sp. CCMP2592
Lineage: Eukaryota; Dinophyceae; Suessiales; Symbiodiniaceae
Source: the annotation of a GenBank genome assembly
AUGAUACCGAACCGAGCUUGGGCUUUUCUGUUCCUGAGCUUCCUUACCUUCCCCAAUGCCGAAGAGGCGGAGGACUGCGACGCUGCACGGACGGAGCUGCUACAAGUGGGCUUGGGGCUCCACAAGGAUGAGAUCAAGGAUGAGGUCAUGGAUCCGAGCUUGCAGUAUACCGACUGCUGGAACCAUUCCUUUCCCAGGGAUGCCGAUGUGUUUCACUUGCACAUCCCCAAGGUGGCAGGCUGUUCCACGGUACACGACUUGGGGCAGAUCGUUGGACGCGAGAAUUUGUACUCAGAUGAGAUCUGCUUCUCCUUCUCAAAGUUAGCCGUGUUCCAUCACACCGUCGUGAUGCUCCGUCGUCCAAGAGACCACGUCUUCUCGAUGUACCAGCACUGUUAUUCCGGCGGCGGGCCGGGCUACUAUGCGGCGCUGAAACUGAUGAACGCUGCUCCGGGAGAGCCAGGUUUCUCGCUUCCAGACACUUUUGGCAAAUGGAUUCACAGCUGGGUUACAAAACCUCACUUUGGCUUCUACGGUGUCUAUGCGGACGAAUUCCAUUGCUACUUCCCAAAGGAUCUGCAAAGUCACCGGAUGACCUGCGCCCUGCCAGACGAGCGGGAAGCCACAGUGAGUGUGGCUGCGGCCAUCGAGAACAUGAAGACGGCCUCCAUGGUGGGAAUAACAGAGGCCUACCACGAGUCGAUGUGCCUGUUCGCCGCCAAGUUGACAGGCAGCCUUCCCAGCUACUGCGACUGCGAGAACUCCACUGCUUGGAGCGCCUUUGAGGGCACCGACGAAGACCAUGGUGUCAGCUAUAAUGAUACCGUUGAGGCCCAGCCUCCCGACGUUCUGGCAGGAGUCGACUACUUGACACAGGGAGACCGGCAGCUCUACAACGCUUCGGUGGAGCGCUUCAUCCGAGACAUCAAGGAAGUCGAGACCAACUUCGGAAUGAAGGUGCUGUGCGGUGACCAGGAGACAGCUCUCCGGGAAAAGAUGGUAGUCUGA